Periconia digitata is the source of this 1638-nucleotide messenger RNA. The record is from the annotation of a GenBank genome assembly. NCBI's taxonomy places the organism in Eukaryota, Fungi, Ascomycota, Dothideomycetes, Pleosporales, Periconiaceae.
UUGGAUCGAGAUGAUCGGAUCCCACUAAGAACCAGGACUGCAACAUCACUGCCAAAGUCGGUUUUAUUGCACGCAGGUUGUAUAUAUAUUGUGAAUAAGAUUCUAAAAGCAUGCCUUAUGCUCACACUUGUUUACUCGGUAGAACACGCUACCCAAAUACAGACAACGGAUGUACGCUUAAAGAAUUUGUUAUCAUUUUCGAACCAGGGCUUAUUAAGAACAGUCUCAUCAGCCUUGAAAAUAUAAAUCUAGUCCCGGAUAUUGCGAUGUCCGGUGGAAACAGAUAUUCAAUUGGAGAACAUAGAUUUAUCUUGGUAUGAUGAUCAAAGUGUUAUCUUGCGGCGCAAAAAAAAAGUGUUUGUAAAGUGACAUGUCGGACACGCAGGCAUAUCACCAGAAAACCUAGUUACAAUCACUGGGGGAAAAUAAACUAAGAGUGGUGAAAAGAUUGAGGGAUACAGAAUCAAUAGAACUCCGAUCAGAAAUGCCAGUAUACAUGUAGACUAACUCACCUCAAAUAACUCCCUUCACGAUCAAUUCUCGUGCGUGCUUUCACUAAACCAGAUCGGCUCUGUGGGCGAUCCCCCACACCCUUGAACUUCCUCGGCACGAAAUUCACCGAGGAGUUUGUUGCUCAAAGCAUCUUCCCCAUAGGCUUUGAGUGAUGCCUCCAAUGAAACGAUGCGCUAAUUAUUUACUCCUCCUCUUCAACAACCAUUUAUCCGGACCCGAUCUUAAUCAAGCUGUUGCCCUACUUGGAGUGCAUCAUCCGGUCGUAGUCAAUGUUUGCAUUCUAUAUAAGUUGGCGCUGGCCCGCCGUACCAGUUGCAAAGCAACACGGGUCUUGAGACUUUUCUCGCCGAUCACAGCCAAUUGACUAUGAAGUCGUUUAUAUUCGCAUCGCUCUUGAGCAUGCUCGCCGCAGCCGCACCAGCUAGCCGCAGCCUCAACAGCUCGAUUCUAGCAUACUACCCUUCGGACAACCCCAAAGGCGACGGUAUUCUCGUUGUCCCCGGAGGUGGCUACCAGCACGUUUCUCUGGACUAUGAAGGCGCAGAAGCGCAGACCUGGCUCAACCAGCACGGCUACCACGUGUGGGUCCUCAACUACGCCGUUUCCAGCACAGCAUCCACACCUCUCUACCCAACGCCGCAGAACCAAGCCGCAGAAGCUGUCCAGUAUAUCCGCACUCUCGAUUCCGUCAAGAAGCUCGGUAUUUGGGGGUUCUCGGCUGGUGGCCACCUGGCUGCGACGACAGUAACGAACCCGGAUGUCGCAGCACAAUUGGACUUUGCCAUUCUAGCAUACCCCGUGAUUACCAUGGACCCGUCCUUCACGCAUCCCGGAUCCCGCGAAAACCUCAUCGGCGCAAAUCCUUCGCCAGAGCUGCAAGCAAGCUUGAGCGGAGAGAACCGUGUAACGAACUCGACGCCUCCGGUGUUUUUGUUCCAUACCGCCAAUGACCCCGUAGUACCGGUAAAGAACACUCUGGUGUUCGCUGAGGCUAUGGCAAAGCAUGGUCGGAAAUUUCAGAGUCUGAUUCUGCCGGAUGGAGAGCAUGGUAUUGCUCUGGCAUUGGAUGACCCGGUACGGACCUGGACAGGGGAGCUGGAGAGAUGGUUGACGUACUCUGUUUGA